CAACUGUCACCCAGGACCCAACAAUGUAACUGUCGCCUCUGUCAUCGGCUCUGUCUGACUCCGGGGGACACACGCGCUAAGGUCCAAAAAUGGGGGACUGGUCUACCUUGGGGCGCCUCUUAACAGAAGUCCAGAACCAUUCCACUGUGAUUGGAAAGAUAUGGCUGACCAUGCUUCUCAUUUUCCGAAUCCUUUUGGUAACAUUGGUGGGCGAUGCGAUGUAUGGCGACGAACAGUCCAAGUUCACCUGCAACACUCUUCAGCCUGGAUGCAAUAAUGUGUGUUAUGACAGCUUUGCUCCUGUUUCACACCUCAGGUUUUGGAUAUUUCAGAUUGUCCUGGUCUCAACACCUUCCAUUUUUUACAUCAUCUAUGUCCUGCAUAAAAUUGCCAAAGAUGAGAAGACUGAACUGGAAAAUGCUUAUGUCAUGGAGCUGAUUCAGAGCGUAUCUGCUGGAGAACACGUGUCCAAAAGCAAUGUAAACCCAGACGCUGAACAACAGAUGGAUGGUAAAGAUGCCUCCUGGAAAGGAACCAUGUUUAAGCCAAAGUUAAGAAAGCAUUUCAAAGGGUCUAUCCCAGUUUUUGACAAAAUGCAAAUCAUCUAUAUUGUCCAUGUGGUACUCAGGUCUCUGAUGGAGGUUGGGUUCCUGGUAGGUCAAUACUAUCUUUUUGGUUUUGAAGUGCCUCACCUUUUCCAAUGCCAGACAUACCCUUGUCCGACCACCACUGAUUGCUUUGUCUCAAGGGCCACAGAAAAGACAGUCUUCCUUAAUUUCAUGUUUGGGGUUGGACUUGGUUGCUUCAUUCUGAACCUUGUGGAACUGCAUUACUUGGGUUGGUUCUAUGUUUUCCGCAUUUUAUACUUGGCCUGCUCUGCCUGCUGUGAUUUUAAGAAGAAGCCAAAGGUUUUAUGCCCGGAGCAGAACAGCUUACUCAUACACUUAAAGGACAUCAUUCAAGAAAGGUUUGUGCUCAAGACUUCUUCAGGUUUAUCCCAGGAGAAGAUAAGAUGUCUCCCAUCUCAGGCAGCUGCCAUUUCCUUCACACAAGAUGACAACAGUGAUACAACCGACCAGAAAGGCCCAGACACUAAGCACAGUAGCCUCGACAAAAUAUACAAACCCAAAAAAUCUUGGCUUUAAGAAACAAAAGAAUAUUUCUUAUAGGUCCAUUGAUCAUUACAAGGUUCUUCUUCAUGAU
Molecule: messenger RNA, 1203 nt
Organism: Xenopus laevis (African clawed frog)
Lineage: Eukaryota; Metazoa; Chordata; Amphibia; Anura; Pipidae
Product: provisional ortholog of gap junction protein delta 2 S homeolog
Exons: 2
Coding region: 90-1145 (351 amino acids)
Biological process (GO): cell-cell signaling; cell communication; transmembrane transport
Cellular component (GO): plasma membrane; connexin complex; gap junction
Molecular function (GO): gap junction channel activity
Source: RefSeq, a predicted model, not a curated record